Molecule: messenger RNA, 1740 nt
Organism: Pseudocercospora fijiensis CIRAD86
Lineage: Eukaryota; Fungi; Ascomycota; Dothideomycetes; Mycosphaerellales; Mycosphaerellaceae
Exons: 6
Coding region: 157-1740 (527 amino acids)
Biological process (GO): secondary metabolic process
Molecular function (GO): CoA-ligase activity
Source: RefSeq, a predicted model, not a curated record
AGAAGGGACGGCAAGAGGCAUCGCUGUUGUGAAUCAUGACUCCUGUCGGCUUCAAAAGCCCUUCUCGGCGCUUCUUGGAAGAAGUUGCCAUCCACAUCGACAUUGGGACGCCUCAGCUUCAAGAACGAGCCCUUGGAGAGAAAGACUACCACCGAGAUGGUAUUCAAGCAAGAUGAGAAGCUCAGUUUGCCAGGCAAAGACGUAAUAUCGUGGUAUCUCCAAAACCCCCGGGUUCAAGACGAUAGGCAGAUAUACAUCGAUGCCCAAGAUCCGAGAAGAUACUAUACUUUUGCUCAAGCCAGAAGUACCAUACGGAAGCUCGUUGCUGGCUUCAGAAAAGCUGGUCUCCAGAAGGGAGAUACUGUCUGCUUACACAACUUCAAUGAUAUCAACUAUCCAAUCCUGGUCAACGGAAUCAUGGCAUUUGGCGGUAUCUUUGCUGGAACGAACCCUUCAUACCAGCCAUACGAGCUCGCCCAUGCCAUCAAGGCUGCGAAGAUCAAGUUCCUAGUGGUAGAGCCCGAGCUCAUCAAACACGCACUCAAGGCGGCCGACGAUGCUGGCAUCUCGAGGGAAAGAGUUCUAAAUUUUGACAACCGCCAAUGGCAGAAGAGCUGGGAUAACGCAGAGAGAUCGAAGAGGACAACAGCUGCACGCAUGUUUAGUAGCAGAACCACAGGCUUGCCCAAAGCUGCUAUGCUUACACACUAUAAUCUGAUUGCCCAGCAUGUCCAGAUCAACGACGACGUGCUAAUGGCCGAGCCGGAACGCCGACUCAUGUGCACUCCGAUGUUUCACGUCGCAACUUGCCCAUCAACUCAUUCCUCGCCCCUCAAGAAUGGAGUACAAACCUACGUCAUGAGAAGGUUCGAACUCGAAAGUUACUUCAAAUCUAUCGAAAAAUAUCAGAUCACCGACUGUGCCACUGUGCCGCCUAUGGUGCUUCAGAUCAUCAACUCUGAUUUGAAGGACAAGUACUCAAUGAAGAGCAUAAAGUUCGCGACAUGUGGUACUGCUCCACUGGAGGAGACACAACAAGCGAAGUUUCAAGCAUUACUUGCCGAUGGCGCUCCAUUUACACAAGUUUGGGGAAUGACAGAAACAAGCUGCAUCGCGACAAACUUCCCCUACCCCGAAGACGACGAUACCGGGAGCUGCGGACGUCCUGUACCCAACAUCGAGCUCAAGCUAUGCGACGUCGCAGACGAGAAGAAAGAAAUCACAGGCCAUGAUAUCCGUGGCGAGCUCUGCAUGCGAGGAGAUACUGUCAUCCCGGGAUACAUGGACGAGAAAGCCACCGCGGACUCCUGGGACAAAGACGGAUUCUUUCACACUGGAGACAUCGCCUACUGUGACGGCAAAACUGGGAAAUGGUACAUCGUCGACCGACAGAAGGAGUUGAUCAAGGUCCGAGGCUUUCCAGUAGCCCCUCCUGAUCUGGAAGCAGUCCUCCUCGAUCACCCCGGCAUCUCAGACGUUGGUGUCAUUGGCGUGGGGAAGGACAAGAAUUCCGACUCGGAGUUUGCCCGAGCGUACAUCGUGAGGAAGAAGAGCAGCGAAGGCAAGGGUCUAGAUGAGAAUGGUGUGUAUGAAUACAUGGGAUCGAAAUUGGCCAAGUUCAAGCGACCGGAUGGGGGUGUGGUGUUCUUGGGGACGAGAUUCGGCAAGAUCUUGAAGAAGAUGCCACGUGAGAAGGCUGCUGACGAAAUGAAGAAAGAACGUCAGAGGUCCAAGUUGUAG